Molecule: messenger RNA, 381 nt
Organism: Apis mellifera (honey bee)
Lineage: Eukaryota; Metazoa; Arthropoda; Insecta; Hymenoptera; Apidae
Gene: Melt
Product: melittin
Exons: 2
Coding region: 60-272 (70 amino acids)
Cellular component (GO): extracellular region
Molecular function (GO): protein kinase inhibitor activity
Source: RefSeq, marked validated
AACGACCAGCGAAUUAACAGAAUUAACAGGAAGGAAGGAAGGAAGCGAUCGGAGAAAUCAUGAAAUUCUUAGUCAACGUUGCCCUUGUUUUUAUGGUCGUGUACAUUUCUUACAUCUAUGCGGCCCCUGAACCGGAACCGGCACCAGAGCCAGAGGCGGAGGCAGACGCGGAGGCAGAUCCGGAAGCGGGAAUUGGAGCAGUUCUGAAGGUAUUAACCACAGGAUUGCCCGCCCUCAUAAGUUGGAUUAAACGUAAGAGGCAACAGGGUUAGUCGGAUCCAUCGAUGCCGAUUUAUCGAUCUAUCGAAUCGUCGAAAAAUCUUAUUGCAACUUGAAGUAAACAUGUAUACAUGCUGAUAAUAUAAAUUUUCUCAUUCAUUC